Molecule: messenger RNA, 2316 nt
Organism: Marmota flaviventris (yellow-bellied marmot)
Lineage: Eukaryota; Metazoa; Chordata; Mammalia; Rodentia; Sciuridae
Source: RefSeq, a predicted model, not a curated record
AUGAGGCUGACUGAAGAACCAGCUGGGCCAGACCCUGAAGGCUGCAGAGGCACAAGUGCAGAGGAGGAUGCCAAGUGGCUUCAGUGGGUGACACAGCAGUUCAAGAACAUUGCCGGAAAAGACAGGGAGAUCAACCUACAAGAAUUCAAAAGAGCACUGAAUGUGAAAGAGUCCUUCUUUGCAGAGCGGUUCUUUACCCUGUUUGACUCGGAUGGAAAUGGCACCAUCACCCUGGAGGAGCUGCAGGAGGCGCUCACCCUGCUCACCCGCGGCAACCCCAUGGACAAACUCAAAUUCCUCUUCCAGGUGUACGACGUGGAUGGUGAGGGCUCUUCCUGGGCACGGGCUGGGGCAUCUGCAGGGCUUCUGCAGGGCUGCCACAGCUCCGCCCUCUCCCCCCUCUCUCCGUCCUCACCCGGGACAGGCAGCGGCUCCAUCGACCCCGACGAGCUGCGCACUGUGCUACGGUCGUGCCUGCGCGAGAGCGCCAUCUCGCUGCCGGAGGAGAAGCUGGACCAGCUGACGCUGGCGCUCUUCCAGUCGGCGGACAAGGACUGCAGCGGUGCCAUCACCUUCGACGAGCUCCGUGACGAGCUGCAGCAGUUCCCCGGCGUCAUGGAGAACCUGACCAUCAGUGCUGCCUGCUGGCUCACACCACCUGCCAACCGUCGUCCUCUGCACAGGCCACGCCCACUGACAGCUGCCUACUGGCACAACCACCGCAACCAGCUGCUCUGCCUGGCCACCUACACUGGCCUCCAAGUGCUGCUCUUUGUGCUGGCGGCCAAUGCACACCGGGCCCUUGGUGCCAGCAUCAUGGUGGCCAAAGGCUGUGGCCAGUGCCUCAACUUCAACUGCAGCUUCAUUGCGGUGCUGAUGCUCAGGCGCUGCCUCACGUGGCUACGGGCCACGUGGUUGGCUCAGGUCCUGCCCCUGGACUACGUUAUCCAGUUCCACCAGCUCAUGGGUUACAUGGUGGUGGGACUGUCCCUUGUGCACACUGUGGCCCACGUUGUAAACUUUGCACUCCUGGCUCAGUCCGGGGCCAGCCCCUUCCAGUUCUGGGAACUGCUGCUCACCACGCGGCCUGGCAUCGGCUGGGUGCAUGGCUCAGCCUCCCCGACGGGCGUUGCACUGCUGCUGCUGCUGCUGCUCAUGGUCAUCUGCUCCAGCCCCUGCGUCCGCAGGAGCGGCCAUUUCCAGGUGUUCUACUGGACCCACCUGUCCUACCUGCCCCUGUGGAUCCUUCUCAUCCUGCAUGGGCCUAACUUCUGGAAGUGGCUUCUGGUCCCCGGCAUCUUGUUCCUCCUAGAGAAGGCCAUGGGGCUGAUCAAAUCCCGCAUGGCACCCCUGAGUAUUGUGGAAGUCAACCUCCUCCCCUCCAAGGUCACUCAUCUCAUCAUCCAGCGGCCCCCUCUCUUCCACUAUAGGCCUGGGGACUACUUGUACUUGAACAUCCCCACCAUCGCUCGCUAUGAGUGGCACCCCUUCACCAUCAGCAGUGCUCCUGAGCAGAAAGACACCAUCGAGCUCCACAUCCGGUCCCAAGGCCAGUGGACAAACAGACUGUAUGAGUCUUUCAAGGUGUCAGACCCCGUGGGCUAUGAUUCCAAGAGGCUGUCAAGGAGCUUGAGGAUGAGAAGGAGUCAGAGGAGACCCCAGGCUUCUGAGAUGUCCUCUGAGAACCAUCGAUUCUGCAACAUCAAGUGCUACAUCGAUGGCCCUUAUGGAACCUCCACCCGCAGGAUCUUUGCCUCGGAGCACGCCGUGCUCAUUGGGGCAGGUAUCGGCAUCACCCCCUUUGCCUCCAUCCUGCAGAGCAUCAUGCACAGGCACCAAAAGAGAAAGCACGUUUGCCCCAGCUGCCAGCACUCCUGGAUGGAGGGCCUCCAGGACCACGACAUGAAGCUGCACAAGGUGGAUUUCAUCUGGAUCAACCGAGACCAGAGGUCUUUUGAGUGGUUUGUGAGCCUGCUGACCAAACUGGAGAUGGACCAGGCCCAGGAGACACAAGAUGACCACUUCCUGGAGCUGCACAUGUACAUGACUUCUGCACUAGGCAAGAAUGACAUGAAGGCCAUUGGCCUGCAGAUGGCCCUCGACCUCCUGGCCAAGAAGGAGAAGAAGGACUCUAUUACGGGUCUCCAGACACGUACCCAGCCUGGGCGGCCCGACUGGAGCAAGGUGUUCCAGAAAGUGGCUGCUGCAAAGAAGGGCAAGGUGCAGGUCUUCUUCUGUGGCUCCCCAGCUCUGGCCAAGGUGCUGAAGGGCCACUGUGAGCAGUUUGGCUUCAGGUUCUUCCAAGAGAACUUCUAG